Gongylonema pulchrum is the source of this 1290-nucleotide messenger RNA. Lineage: Eukaryota; Metazoa; Nematoda; Chromadorea; Rhabditida; Gongylonematidae. The record is from the annotation of a GenBank genome assembly.
AUGAACUGUAGCAGAUUUAAAAAAGUUGUAGACAAUGAAUCUGUCACCUCAGAUGAAGCACUUGCCCUGCCGUACGCUGAAAAAUUGCGACUAAUUCAGUCAGAUCCAAUUACGUGCGCUCACUAUUUCGAUUAUCGUUGCAAGGAGCAAACAAAAUUUUGGAACCUAGCCGGAGGUCCAUUUGGAGGAAAGAGUGUUACUCAUUCAUACCACAGAGUGGAAUUUCAACAACGAGGGUCUACCCAUAUACAUCAGCUUCUCUGGCUUAAGGGUGCGCCUGUUUUUGACGCACUGGCAGGAUCGAAUGAGCGUAAAGUGUGCGAUUUUAUAGAUGGUAUUAUUGGAUGCUUGUCUGUAAUGAGCGAUGUGGCGCAACAAGAAUCACAGAACAGACCGUAUUACAUCUUAUUCCAGUACCACAGGCAUGAACGUAUCUGUCGCAAACAUGGAUCAGAGGGGUGCAGAUUCGGAAUCCCAUUUUAUCAAAUGCGCGAAACUCACAUUCUACAGCCACUACUCGAGACAGUCAAUGUAAAUGAUCGCCAUUGUCUUGCCAGACAGCUGCAGCAAAUAAAGGCUGUUAUGAACCAGAGCGAAAAUCAAGACGGCCAGAGCUUGGACGAGUUUCUCGGUCUAUGCAAAAUUUCUGCGGAGGAAUAUUUGCUAGCAAUAAGGUCUGAACUGCGAAGAUGCGAAGUAUUUUCGCAACGAUCUCCUUCGGACAUUAUGAUCAAUCCGUUUUCCCCGAAAAUUUUAGCAACUAUUAGAUCAAACAUAGAUCUGCAGUAUGUGCUCGAUCCAUACGCAUGCGCUUCCUAUAUUAUCGAUUACAUCAAUAAGAGCGAUAGGGGAGUAAGCAGAACGAUAGAAGAUAUAGUAAAAGAGCUGCGGAAAGGUAACAACAGCCUAAGGCAAGCAGUGCAAAGCAUCGGCACAGCCCAUUAUAACACCACAGAGCUUUCGGUUCAAGAAGCAAAUUACGGUAUUCUUCAAAUUCCAAUGUCGCAGUGCUCCGAAAAGGUCAUAUUCACACAAACUUCACUGCCAGAUGAGCGACUCCACACAUUGGACCCAGCUUCUGAUGACUAUUUCGUACAUGGCAUAAUCGAACACUAUACGGAACGACCGGCUGAAUUGGAAGGAAUGUCACUCGCCGAUUUCGCCGCCUGCUACAACUACUACAAAACCUGGCCACGAGCAGCUCGACAGCCUGCUCCAGCGGUUGAUGAAGAUGCAGACAGCAGUGAUGAAACUGAUGACGCUCCGCACAUGAACACUACAUUGAAUUGA